Messenger RNA from Pistacia vera, 2211 nucleotides. RefSeq names its product O-fucosyltransferase 7. The record is from RefSeq and is a predicted model, not a curated record. The transcript has 12 exons. Bases 255 to 1841 code for a protein of 528 amino acids. Gene Ontology annotation, cellular component: cytoplasm. NCBI's taxonomy places the organism in Eukaryota, Viridiplantae, Streptophyta, Magnoliopsida, Sapindales, Anacardiaceae.
AUUUCUCCACUGCUUUCUCUCAGUGUUUAAUAACUGAAACACCAAAGCAAAGUCGCAACAACGACAACAACCGCCGACCGCUCGCUUUUAGACCCCCUCAAAACACAUCAUUAGGACACACUAUUAACUCGUGAUCUCCAAAUAAUUUUUCCUUUUCCUGUUUUGUUAAUGGCUUCGCGUCGUCGUUUUGCUCUCGCCAAGUUUUAUUAGACACCGAGAGUUUUUUUGUUAUUUUGUGUAAAUAAUAACAGAAGAUGCAGAGGCGGAGGAGAAGAGUGGUGGUGUUGCUGAGGAAGUUGAUAACGUGCGCCAUAUGCGUAAUAGCGUUGGUGGCUCUUCUGUCUGUACACAUCCAUGUUUUUCCUUCUUCUAAAGUUUCAGACUUCUCUGAUCCUUACAAACUCCCAACCGUUACUCAGCAUACAGAGCAAAGCUGGACUCAAGAGCUGGCUCCACCUCAUUUGUCCAAAGCUCCGUUACCUUCCCGCAAGUUGGAUGGUGCUAGUGGGAGUUCGGAUUUUGGCAAGUUAUGGAAGUCUCCGCCGAAUCGCGAUUACGUGCCUUGUGCAGAGCCUAGUCCUAAUUAUACAUCUCCUGCACCGUCUCGUGGUUUUCUUCUGGUUCAUACAAAUGGUGGACUCAACCAGAUGCGUGCUGGGAUCUGUGACAUGGUAGCCGUAGCCCGUAUCAUAAAUGCCACUCUUGUAGUUCCAGAGCUUGAUAAGCGUUCAUUUUGGCAAGAUUCAAGCAACUUCUCUGAUGUUUUUGAUGAAUAUCAUUUCAUUAAUGCUUUAGCUAAUGAUGUAAAAGUCAUAAAAAAGCUUCCUAAGGAAUUCACUGCAGCUACCAGAGCAGUUAAGCAUUUCAGAAGCUGGUCUGGUAUGGAUUACUACCAGGAUGAGAUAGCUAGCUUGUGGGAGGAUUAUCAGGUUAUUCGAGCUGCCAAAUCUGAUUCUCGCCUAGCAAAUAAUAAUCUACCUCCAGAUAUUCAGAAGCUCCGUUGCCGUGCUUGCUAUGAAGCUCUCAGAUUUGCUCCUCGAAUUGAAGCAAUGGGAAAACUGUUGGUGGAUCGAAUGAGAUCUUAUGGUCGUUACAUUUCUCUACAUCUUAGAUAUGAGAAGGACAUGCUAGCCUUUAGUGGAUGCACACAUGAUUUAUCUCCCGUUGAAGCUGAUGAACUAAGGACGAUAAGAGAAAACACUGCCUACUGGAAAGUGAAGGACAUUGAUUCUGAGGAACAGAGAUCCAAAGGUUAUUGCCCCCUAACACCAAAGGAGGUUGGAAUUUUUCUUACAGCUCUUGGGUACCCCUCAAACACCCCUAUAUAUAUUGCUGCUGGAGAGAUAUAUGGGGGUGAUUCUCGUAUGGCUGAUCUGCAAUCCCGCUACCCCAUAAUAAUGAACAAGGAAAAAUUGGCAUCUGUUGAGGAGCUUGAACCAUUUGUCAAUCAUGCAUCUCAAAUGGCUGCACUUGACUACAUUGUAUCCGUUGAAAGUGAUGUGUUUAUUCCAUCAUACUCUGGAAACAUGGCGAGGGCAGUUGAAGGUCAUCGCCGUUUUUUGGGACAUAGGAAAACUAUUUCUCCUGACAGGAAAGCACUUGUUCGUCUGUUUGACAAAAUUGAGAAAGGAACAAUGAAAGAAGGCAAAAGUUUAGCGAAUCGGACCAUUGAAAUUCACAAAAGACGGCAAGGAUCCCCACGAAAAAGAAAGGGCCCUAUCUCGGGAACAAAGGGCAUGGAUAGGUUUCGCUCAGAAGAAGCUUUUUAUGUAAAUCCUUUGCCAGAUUGUUUAUGUCAGAAGGAACUACCAAAUGUUAACGCCUCAGUUUUUAUCAAGUAGAUUAGAGGCUCUUGGACAAUUCCCUGCAACAAAGAUCCCCCAGGGCUAUUGGCACGGAAUAUCGGCCAAUAGUUUAUUGAAGAUCUGCGAGCUGAUUGUGCCAUUUUAGAAGCUGGGGACGCGGAGUGUGUAUAUCCGGAGUUAGAUAUAUAGGUGAAAUGGACAGAGCAUUCGAGUUCUGGGUAGGGAUAGGAUCAUCAAAGACAUGAUUCCAUAGAAUCACAAAGGUAAAUUUAUAUUCUUCAAGUUGGAGAAGUUGGCCAAGUUUCAAGAGAGGGAUAAGGGAUUCAUGAUGUAAAAAUGCUUCAAGAAAUUACAUGCUCUUACACGAUUAUAUAUUUUAUUUGUAGCCACUGAGAUGGUUAUUUCA